Molecule: messenger RNA, 633 nt
Organism: Dovyalis caffra
Lineage: Eukaryota; Viridiplantae; Streptophyta; Magnoliopsida; Malpighiales; Salicaceae
Source: the annotation of a GenBank genome assembly
AUGAGAAAAUCCCAUAGUUUUCUCCUCUUUUACUGUGCUUUUAUUUUUGUUCUUGGCCUAUCCCAAGCUGAUCAAUCAACAAUUAGCCACCUCCAGCCUCAAGCUGUUGAGUCUUUCAAUCUCAGUUUAAUCCAGAAUGUAGCGAGCUGUUACUACACGGUGGUUAUUACAACAAGCUGUUCGUCUCCAAGAUAUACUCGUGAUCACAUUAGUAUUGCUUUUGGUGAUGCUUAUGGCCAUCAGAUUUAUGCACCAAGGUUGGAUGAUCCAUCUACAGGAACAUUUGAACGGUGUUCCUCCGAUACAUUUCAGAUAGCUGGACCAUGUGCGUAUCAGAUAUGCUAUGUCUAUCUCUACAGAAGUGGCCGAGAUGGUUGGAAGCCUGGCACAGUGACUAUUUCUGGUUAUUAUUCAAGGACUAUUACAUUUACCUACAAUAAUUUCAUCCCCAGAGACGUUUGCCAUGCUGCAGAAGACUCGCUGUUGAUCGUCAAGGUGGGAGCCAUAGAGGCUGUCCAUAGUCCAUACAACUGGACUAUUUGUCGAAGACAGUUGAGGGGCUAUAUCGCCUCAAAAUUUGAGGUCUUGACAGGCAGGUCAAAUCUUCCUAGUCCUAGAGAGAUUCGAACCUAG